Saxophila tyrrhenica is the source of this 552-nucleotide messenger RNA. RefSeq names its product ADP-ribosylation factor, Arf Arf6 (gene ARF6). Gene Ontology annotation, biological process: vesicle-mediated transport; intracellular protein transport. Bases 1 to 552 code for a protein of 183 amino acids. NCBI's taxonomy places the organism in Eukaryota, Fungi, Ascomycota, Dothideomycetes, Mycosphaerellales, Extremaceae. Gene Ontology annotation, cellular component: cytoplasm. Gene Ontology annotation, molecular function: GTP binding; GTPase activity. The record is from RefSeq and is a predicted model, not a curated record. The transcript has 3 exons.
AUGGGCGGGAACAUCUCAAAGAUCAUGAGCAAGAUCUUCGGAUCGAAGGAGAUGCGGUUACUGAUGCUGGGACUCGAUGCGGCGGGCAAGACUACGAUCCUCUACAAGCUCAAGCUCGACUCCGACGUCACCACCAUCCCGACUGUCGGCUUCAACGUUGAGACGGUAACAUAUAAGAACACCAAGUUCAAUGUCUGGGACGUCGGCGGACAGGACAAGAUCAGGCCGCUAUGGCGGCACUACUUCUCCGGCACACAGGGGUUGAUCUUCGUAGUGGACAGCAACGACCCGGAUCGGCUGAAGGAGGCGCGGGAAGAGCUGAAGACGAUCAUUGAGAAUCGGGAAAUGAAAGAUGCGCUGCUAUUGGUGUUUGCGAACAAGCAGGAUCUUGCCAGCGCGCUCAAACCACAGCAAGUCUCCGAAGAGCUCCGCCUGAACGAGAUCGCGAAGAACCAUAUCUGGAAAGUCGAGCCCAGUUGCGCGACGACCGGCGAAGGCAUUUUCGAAGGUCUGGCUUGGUUGAGCAACAACGUCAAGCUGCCGCCCAAGUGA